AUGGCCGAAUCACCCACCUUGGAGCUAGACAGCUCAACAGAACAGCUUCUAUUAUCUCCGAAAUCUAAACAUCCCAAACAUUCUAAUCCCAGCUCCUCCAAGCAAGCUACUUCCAAGAAGCGAGCCAUCGGAGGCCCCCGAGAUGCCCUAGGCGCCUACAUCGCAAAACCCGAAUCAUUCCCCUCCAACGUGGUAGUAUACUAUGAUGACGACUUUGUCGUUAUCCAUGAUAUGUUCCCCAAGGCAACCCUCCACCUGCUUCUCCUUCCUCGCGAUCCUCAAAAAACCCGCCUGCACCCCGUCGAAGCGUUCCAAGAUGCCGAGUUCCUGGAAAAGGUCAGAAAGGAAACGAAGAAGCUGCGCACACUCGCUGCUGGUGAACUGAGGCGAAUACACGGGAAGCACUCAGCACAGGAUAAGGCAAGACAAGAGGCGCUGAAUGUAGAACCGCCGCUGGAUGAGUUGCCGCCGGGGAGAGAUUGGGAGCAAGAAAUCAUGUGUGGGAUUCAUGCGCAUCCCUCCAUGAAUCACUUGCAUGUUCAUGUUAUCUCCGUGGACCGAUAUAGCGACCGCGUGAAACACAGGAAACAUUACAAUAGCUUUUCUACCCCGUUCUUCAUCAACAUCGAUGACUUCCCGCUGGCUCACGAUGAUGUCCGGAGACAACCAGACCAGGAAGGCUACCUGCGGAGAGACUUCGUCUGCUGGCGCUGUGGGAAGGGAUUCGGGAACAAAUUCGCCGAACUGAAAUUACAUUUAGAGGCGGAAUUCAACGAGUGGAGACGGCUGUGA
Molecule: messenger RNA, 792 nt
Organism: Aspergillus sclerotioniger CBS 115572
Lineage: Eukaryota; Fungi; Ascomycota; Eurotiomycetes; Eurotiales; Aspergillaceae
Product: DNA 5'-adenosine monophosphate hydrolase
Exons: 2
Coding region: 1-792 (263 amino acids)
Biological process (GO): single strand break repair; double-strand break repair
Cellular component (GO): nucleus
Molecular function (GO): single-stranded DNA binding; single-strand break-containing DNA binding; double-stranded RNA binding
Source: RefSeq, a predicted model, not a curated record